GUGGUCCGUCUGUCUGUGAUAGUCCUUGGGCAGUGUCUGUCUGGCUGCCUGGCAUUUGGCAGUCUGUAAACCGUCGCUGAUGUGGACGCUCGUUGAGGAGAUUCGAUCCAAGGUACUAUCAUUCGCAGUGCAGACAGCGAGCGUUGUCUUGUAUCAAGCGGUGUACGAAAAGAGAAGAGACGAUCUUCUGUAUGAGACUCCAUCGGUAACGGAACAGCAGAGGGUGUACCAGAGAUGAGCGGGCAUGCAACUCGUCCUGGAGAGGGUGGUCAAGCGGUUCUCGAACGUAUUCAGGUGUCUGUACUGCCGAUCGGAAAACACGCCGCGACAUCAGCCCCAAUGGAGAGGCAAGAUGUGGAUAUUACAAGCAAACACAAAAAAUGCACUGGAAAGGAGAUUUCAAAUACUCAAAGAGUUUGGACGAGCUUGGUAUCCGGUGCGAUAGCGGGAGCUUUAGCAAAGACUACAAUAGCACCGUUGGAUCGUACAAAGAUUAAUUUUCAAAUUUCAAAGCAACCCUACUCGGCUAGGGCAGCGAUAGGAUUUUUGACUACAGCGAUGCGUACCGAAGGCAUCCUCAGCCUGUGGCGUGGGAACAGUGCUACCAUGGUCAGGAUAGUACCGUAUUCGGCGGUGCAGUUUACGGCGCACGAACAGUGGAAAAGAAUCCUGAAAGUAAAUGGAGCAGAAAGGGAAAAACCAGGGAUGAGCUUCUUGGCUGGCGCACUCGCGGGGGUGACAUCACAGACCUUGACUUAUCCAUUGGAUUUGAUGCGGGCGAGAAUGGCAGUAACCCUGAAGACCGAGUACAAGACGUUGCGACAGGCAUUUUCACGAAUGUACAAAGAAGAGGGAAUAUUGGCAUAUUACCGUGGCUUCACCGCUACGAUUCUCGGUGUCAUCCCGUAUGCUGGUUGUAGCUUCUUCACAUAUGACAUGCUGAGAAACUUGCUGACCGUGUACACGGUGACUAUUCCGGGAUUCUCGACCUCGCUCAUUUGUGGCGGCAUCGCUGGAAUGAUUGGUCAGACAAGCAGCUAUCCACUGGAUAUCGUGCGGCGGAGAAUGCAGACGUCAGCGAUCAAGGGCCGGCAUUAUCACACGAUCACGUCAACUAUCGUGAAAAUUUACACAGAAGAAGGAAUAAUGGCUUUUUAUAAAGGCUUAAGCAUGAAUUGGGUGAAAGGUCCUAUUGCCGUUGGAAUUAGCUUUGCCACGCAUGAUACAAUACGGGAUACACUGAGGAAAAUUAUUUGUGAAGAAUAAUAGAAAAAUAUAUAGAACUGCAUAUGAUUAUGUAGUGAAGAUAUAUAAUGGACAAACAUUGAAAGUCUGGGGUUAUUACAGAAUAAUGCCAAUUAAUAAUUAUAAUUAUUACUUACGUCUAAUUAUAAUUAUUGCUUGACUGUUAUCCAAAUGCUUAUAUAAUUAAUAUCAUAAUUAUAUAAGUAAUUGUAAUUAUUAAUCAUUAUAUAAUUUUAUUAUUUAACAUAAAUCAUUUUAAUAAAUAUGUCAGCGUACAUUUCCUCAAAAUUUUGCUUGAGAAAAAAAGAAACGCGUGCACAAAGUAGUCGACGGCAAAAACAUAAAGUAAAAUAAUAUUGCAGUAAAUGUAUUAUUAAUUGUACAUGGGAAAUAGUUUGUUUUGUGAGGGCAUUUUGCCAAAAGCAACACAGGAGAUCGUUAGUACAAAUUGUUAAAUAUUAUGUAUAUAUUGUUAUUUCAAACAUUAUAGAAAUCAUUGAAAAUGAUGGAGAGAUGUAAUACAUGUAGAUGCAGACACUAAAUCGUAACAUAAUCAUUGGUUUGGCAAUAUAAAAGUACAAUUAGUUUAGCUUUUAAUUAUCUUUUGGAUAAAAGAGGUAAUUUAUGUAAAAAUAUGAUUUUUGCUUGCCUUCAUUGUCUUCAUUUUCUAUGAUAAAACAUGCUGUUGUAUAAUUUGCAUUCAAAAUUAUGUAUAUAAAUGUGUAUAUGGCAUUUUUUACUUUUUGAUAAUCAAAAUACUCACAAGAAUUCUAAACGAUAAUUUUCUUAAGCCUCCAUGUAAAAUAGAAAUAUUGUACAGAUUCUAAGAUAAGUUGCGUUUAAAAAUUGUGACAUUCAGAUUAUAUUUCAAUCAUGCUUAUAGCAAUUGAUAUAGUAAUUAAUUCAUUUUAAUACUGCAAUGACUAAUUUGUUUUUUUAAUGAAGACUGCAACUGAUAGCGACAAUAAAGUUUAAAACUUGAAACAUUAAAAAAUUUAAAUAAAUAAUGUUAUAUUUCUAUAAAUCUAUAACAGCAUCUAUAUUAUAAUUUAUCAAUGUUAAAUAUAGAUUUAUAUAUUUGCUUUAUUUACAUUUUAGCAUCUUACACGAUCGAAUACUUUUAAAUAGUUUGUACAUACUUUUAAAGGCUGUAUUACAUUUUAUGUUGAUAGAUAAAUGUAAAAUGUAACAGAAAAUAAAGAAGGGAAUUAGUCGCAUUUUGUAUCGAUCGAAAAGAAAUCUUUAUGGCCGAUAUAGAAAGUCAUUCCCUUCUUUGUAUAUUGCAAUACUUUACGCUUAAACAAACUUUAUUAACAAAUGCUGAUCUUUUUGUAAUACAUUAGUUUUUUACCGCUUGAUUUUGAAAAUUUCCAGAAUUAAUGUAAAUCACAACACACAUUGCAUUGUGUAAAAAUUGAUUAUUCUUAAAAUUUUGUAGCUUGUUUGCGAUCAUUAUAUUGGUUAUAUAUAAUGUAAAGUCCUUUAGUAAAUAUAUAAAUUUUAUACAGUG
Molecule: messenger RNA, 2755 nt
Organism: Monomorium pharaonis (pharaoh ant)
Lineage: Eukaryota; Metazoa; Arthropoda; Insecta; Hymenoptera; Formicidae
Gene: DPCoAC
Product: mitochondrial coenzyme A transporter SLC25A42
Exons: 6
Coding region: 235-1266 (343 amino acids)
Biological process (GO): transmembrane transport
Source: RefSeq, a predicted model, not a curated record